GGCCAUUGACAGACUGGCUCCGGUAACCCGGAGGUGGAGCUGGAGUUUGGUGAGAGCGGUGCGGCGAGUCCCGUUUGAAAAGAAGACGAUUUAAAAACAAAUAACAUUAAGAAAACAGGCAGAGGAAGAGGAGCAGCAGGAGCUCUCUCCCGAUGUUUGUGUAGCUCCAGUCACCAUUGCUCCACUCGCUGGCUGUGAAAGAGGUGCAGGGUGCUCUCAGACAUGGCUUCGUACAGCCCUGAAUCACUGAUGACUCUUUGUACCAAAUAUUGUUUGUGGAACCUCGAGGGAACUCUGUGCUACAUGCAAGAUAAUGAGACGCUGAGACUGCACCCUGAUAUCUUCCUUCCCAGUGAGAUCUGUAACCAUCUCGUCAAUAUGUACAUGGACCUAGUGAACACAGACAACAGCUUCCCAGGACACUUGAGUUUCUUUAGCUUGUUCUCAGACCAUCGGAGCACCCGUCUGACUCAUGUACACCUGAGGGGGAUUCAUGAGGAUAUCAUUCACGAUGAGGACUUGGUGGCAUUUUCUAAACAGGAUCUCGUUGAGCUUCGCCUUGUGAACUGCGAUAGACUCUCUGCCAAAAGCCUACAGACUCUGAAUAACUUCCGCAGCACGCUGGUUUCACUCAGCCUAUUUGGGUGCAAUAACAUUUUUUACGAAGAGGAGAAUCCUGGCGGCUGCGAAGGGGACAACAACAGCAUGGUGAACCCCUCACGGCAGGUUCUCGUCAAGGACUUCUCCUUCACUGGCUUCCACCGGCUGUGCUUUCUCAAUCUGGGUCAUAUAACUGAUGGAGUGAACGUGGACCGACUCCUGCGGCCACUGACUACUCUGACCUCACUCGACCUCUCUGGGAUCCAGCUGAAUGACAUCCAGUUUUUGCUGCAGUGGCAGAAGCGGCUUGGGUCAUUAGUGCUGUACAACAUGGACCUCUCUGAGGAGCACAUCUGGGUCCUCCUGCAGCUCACUAACCUCAGACACUUAGACAUUUCUCGUGACAGAACUUCCAGUUUUUACAAAUUCAAGCUGACUCGGAAAGUCCUCACUGCCUUUGUGCAAAACCUUAAAAACCUUGUCUCGUUAGACAUCUCAGGACACCUGAUGCUGGAUAACUCUGCAAUCUCAAGUCAUGAUGAGGCCUUGGGCCCUGCAAGUAAUGAGCCACAAAAGAGCAGCAUUGAACCAUUCCGUGCACUGAAUAGGUCGUUUCAGUUCCUGGGAUUAUUUGACACCACUCUCUGCAAUCUAACUCAUAUACCUUCGUAUAAGAUAACCGGGGAAGCGAAUGAGGAUCAAAUCCUGAAUGCUAUUGAGGCUUAUACAGAAUAUCGACCAGAGAUUGCUUCACGUGCAAUAAAUCAUCUCUUUGACAUCGCACGUAUUGAACAAUGUGACCAGCCACUGCGUGCCCUAAGGCUGGUGAUCUCUGCACUGAAGUAUCACAAAUUUGACAAAAGUGUUCAGGUGACGGGCAGCGCAGCACUAUUCUACCUGACUGGCUCUGACUACCGGCAAGAACAGAGCAUUAAGCUCCGUCGCCAGGUUAUCCAGGUUGUGCUGAAUGGUAUGGAGUCCUACCACGAGGUGACGGUACAACGGAAUUGCUGCUUGACGCUCUGUAACUUCAGUAUUCCGGAAGAGCUGGAAUUCCAGUACCGGCGGGUGAAUGAGCUGCUCCUCGGCAUCCUCAAUCAGACACGGCAGGAUGAAUCUAUUCAGCGAAUAGCGGUACAUCUUUGCAAUGCACUGGUCUGCCAAGUUGACAAUGACCACAAGGAAGCUGUAGGCAAAAUGGGCUUUGUUACGACAAUGUUGAAAUUGAUUCAAAAGAAACUGACAGACAAAGUGUGUGACCAAGUAAUGGAGUUUUCAUGGAGUGCACUGUGGAACAUUACAGAUGAGACUCCUGACAACUGCGAGAUGUUCCUAAACUGCAAUGGAAUGAAGUUGUUUCUUGAGUGUUUGAACGAAUUCCAAGGAAAACAAGAAUUACACCGGAACAUGCUGGGACUCUUGGGAAAUGUUGCUGAGGUCAAACAGCUUCGGCCGUACCUAAUGACCACACAGUUUAUCAGCGUCUUCAGCCGUCUCCUAGAAAGCAAUGCCGAUGGGAUCGAGGUGUCGUACAAUGCCUGCGGAGUACUGUCGCAUAUCAUAUUUGAUGGAGACGAAGCCUGGACCAUCGCAGAACCUCGCCGGGUCGAAGUGAUGGAUCGAAUGUGGCGAGCAAUCUCCAGCUGGGAUGAGAACUCAAGAAGAAACAUUAAUUACAGAUCAUUUGAGCCAAUCUUGCGCCUUCUUCCUCAGCGAGUAGCUCCAGUCAGCCAGCACUGGGCAACCUGGGCACUCUUUAACCUCACAUCAGUCUAUCCUGAGAAAUACUGCACAUUGUUGAUAAAAGAGAAUGGAAUUGAACUGCUGAAGGGUGUGAUCGAGAGUGACGCAGCUAGAUCAGAGACCAAAGAGAUGGCAAAAAAUGUCAUCAAAUUUUGUGAGAACUUUAAAGAGGAGCAGAUGGACACGUCGAGUUAAAGACUGAAAAUAAGCUCUCACCAACUCUCACUACUUCCUGUCAAGCGUGCUGUGUAGACACUGAGGAACUUUAAUGUCCUGCUACAAUAAUGCACCAGAUGCAUUAUAGGGAGGAACCUCUGUGCAUGACACGGUGUCAAGAUGACGCACAGCAGAAUAUUUGGUGUUGCACAAGAAAAUGUUAAUUCGUGUCAUUUUUUAUUGGAUAAGGAAUUAGCGUUUUCUCUCACUUUAUCCCUUUUACCUUUACUUUGACUCUUCCUUUAAUCUCUCCUUGCCAUUUGAGUCUCAUUUUCUUUCCCUCCACUCUUGCUUUUCGGCUACAUUUUCUCCCUGUCCCAUGUUCCUUCCACUCUUUCCCCCGUCAUUUUGUAAAUUGUGCUUCCAUGGUUUGUCUUGAAAAAAUUUGAUUGUGAAAUCUUUUGGGCUGUGCCAGUUAAUCAAAUGUCAACAGUUAUAAACUUUUAAGAAAAAUAAGGAAUAAUUAAUAAAUGAUUUGUUGUUGAAGCACUUGUUCCUGUAGGUGUGCUAAUAUUCAGUUCUUGCAACUGAUAAUUCAAUCACCAGCCUGUGAACCUGGUCUGUAGGUCUGUUGCAAAGUUGUAUCUUACCUAUUCUUUGUAGAGGACUCUUUAUGUUCCAGUUCUAAUUACAGACUCAGCAUUCUCAAUUGGCGGGUAAUAUCAAUACAAUAUAUUUAAUUGCAAAAAUAAUAUAGUGGCAUGACCUCAAAUGAGCUGAGUAGUUCCACUGAAAACUGCCCAAUUUGAGUCACAAUCACAAAUAUUGGUGGGUAAUGUGUGCCAAUUCAGUGAUGUACAAGUAAUCUUUAGUAAGCUGAUUUAGGCAUAUGCUUUGCUGUUUUAAUAACAUUUACAUUUUGGGGAAUACUGAACAGAUUUAUUGUCGCUUUUUGUUCACCCCCAUCACUUGCCCUCCAGUACCCACUCGUAAGUUACCUAGAUUCAAAUUGAAUCUGGAAGGACUGAUGGGAAGAUGAGGGGAAAGAGGAUGCUCUUUCACUUGGCAAUCUAACGAAUGCAAUUUAACUAAUAUGGUCAGUCACGUAUCAUGUUAAUCAACCAGUUAUGAUCAUGUAUUGAAAGCUUGUCAAAUUAUAUGUGAAGGUGGGUGCUGAAGAUGUAAAACAUACUGUACUCAUCUAUGUAGAUCUCAUGGCUGUGCUUCUGUUCCUGGCCAAGUCACACAAUUAAGCAAUUGCACUUCAUAUAUUUCUCAAAGCCAGGGCUUCCAUGUUCUGAACACUGGAGAUGAAGAGCCAGUGCACCCACUGAUGGUACAUGUCUACAAUAGAAAACCAGCAUCAAAGCAGAUGCGGAGACAAGGAACUGCAGAUGCUGGAAUCUUAAGUGAAGAAGGGUCCUGACCUGAAACAUCGCCUAUCCAUUCCCUCCAUUCCCUUCCCUCCUAUCCAGACCUGCUGAGUUACCCCAGCACAUUGUGUUUUAAUCAAAGAGGACACAGUAUUUAUAUUAACUGUAAUCAUUGUACUAACUCUCAUUUUUGACUGAGUUCUCUUAUCCAAGGCUUGGUUUGUUUUUGGAGUAUAUCUUGUGAUUACCUGGUCUAAAAGCUCCCGAACAUACUGUCAACAUGGAACAGCUGGACAACUGCACUGAGAAUCUUUGUUUUAUUAAACAACUAGUAGUGGGAAAAUAUUUAUUAACAUUGUGAGAAAAGAGCAAUUGUGUGUUCCAGAGGUUAACACUGCUGUAGUUAGGAAUCUGUUUGUCACACCCCCUAAAGCUUUAGGCAUCUGCUUCUUGGGCAGCCUCUCGGCAUAGAGGCUAACUUGCUUCCACUCAAUUUACACUGGGCUUUAGGGUGUUUCUAAUCGCUGAACAUUGGGUUCAAACACAAUUUUCCUUGUAGGGCCAAAGUUGUGGCAGCACAAUGAAGGUAAUAUUAUCAAGUUUCAUAAUGACAAAAACUUAUUUUCCCCUUUGACUGAUCAUGGGCAGUGAUACCUCUGAGUUGGUGGGGAUGCUGCACACUUUCAAGAUGACUCUGAAACCUUUGAAUGAUUUCUUCUGUCUUUCUGAGUGGCGAGGCUCAGAGCAGUGUGUCUCCACCAGGAGUCUGGCCAACUGAACUCCAUCUUGGCCUAUGUGUUGAGUUGAAAGAGGUUGCGGACAUCCCGGUGAAUUUGGAGGAAUUUGCAGUGAUGUUGUUGGUACCUCUGCCAGCACAGCAACCAACUUCUUCAUUAUUUUAGAAAAAGAAUGAAGUCCUCAAACCCAGCACAAAGUUCAUGAUCUUCCACACAGCAGUCAUCCCUGCCCCCUGACUUUAGUUACCAAGCAGGAAAAUAUUAGUUGCAGCCUUUAGAAAAGGAGAACCCAAUGUUCCAGUGAUCAAGUCUACGUUAGGUGUAAACCUAUAUGGCAUACACUAUUUUUUUGGCAUCAAUGGAUUUAACACAUCUUGAGAGAAUUCCCAGCCUUUAGAACUGGAGUUCUAUUUGGACAGUUAAUAUAAUGGCUCACUUCCAAAAGCAAUUUGAAGAAGGUGUUGGUGGGGAUGAGAAGGGGAUGCAGAGAGAAUGGGAGGUUAAGGAUAUCUUACAAAUACCUGCUAUUAUAGAAAAUAAUUCCAAAUUUCCCAGGGAAGAUUGCAACAUUUCCAACAAAUAAUAUUUCUAUUUCAUUGACUACAAAGCCUUUUGAGACACUGUGGUUGUGAAAAGUGUUUAUCAGUACUCUUAUUCUUUGGUUACUUUAAAAUAAAGACGGAAGACAUGCAGCUCACAAUUCCUUGUCUCUGUAUUUCAGUCUAUGGAAGUGGGUCUCUAUUGUAUACAGUGAAUAGGCUGUGAUAUGAACAGGAGGUACACAAUGCAAAAGCUGAAUUGCAUCAAUCAGUGUUCUAUUCUAUCCAUGUAUUUUAUCAGCUGACUAGUUGGAAUACAGAUGUUUAAGUGUCAUGAUCUGAGUUUUCAUCUUUAGGGUAUCAUUUAACUGGUCAGUGUGACACAGCUAAGCUGUGCCUUUGCCUACCUUAUGUUAAUAAUUAUGUCUGGAGAGCAUGGAUCAGUACCCUUUUCCCUCCUUCCUCCUAUCCCUCCAAAAUAUUAUACAAGCUGAGAUCAACAAACACAGGCUAAAGGCCAAUCUCACUGGGUAGUAGACGGCCAUAUUAUCAAGAAGCUGUGAGAGGUACUCAAACCAAGACAUUUCUUGUGUAAUGAAGAACAUAACUACAGAAGAAUGUUGCAUUCUAAAGGUGUAGUAUUUGAAGGAUAUGUUAAUUUUGAAGCAAAUAUGUUACAGAAAAAUGGAUGUCUAACAAUAAAGGGAAUUCUAAUUCAGAGUCUAAACAUCUAAGUAUCAGGUGUACAAGAAGCAGAAGGUUUGUAUCCAGGAGCAAUGGAGUCAGUGCAAGUACUUUCCCCUGACGCAAAGCGAGAUGUGCAGCUACUGGAAUCACAUGGGAACUUGAUGCAAGAUAUUUUCAAAAUCCCGGAUGCUCUAUGCCUUGUCAAAAUGAACACAUUUUCUGAACUAGCCCUUGACAUCCUAAAUUACUUCCACGAAGUGUAAGAUGAUGGUACAUCAAACUACGACAGGAACUGCACAAUAAAGGUCUCUGUGAAGUGUUGUGGAGCAGAGAGACGUGGGUGUACAGUGGCAACACGGAUAGGCAGGGUGAAGGUGUUUGGUGUGUCAUUGACAAAGGUACUGAGUGCAGGAAAUGAGAUAUGCCACAACUGUACAAGACAUCAGUGAGAUCAGAUUUGGAGUAAACCUAGAAAAUAGGUGCAAGAGUAGGCCAUUCGGCCCUUCGAGUUAGCACCGCAAUUCAAAAUCAGUGAUCAACCAAAAUCAGUACCCCGUUCCGGCUUUAUCCCCACAUCCCUUGAUUCCCUUAGCCCUAAGCUAAAUCUAACUCGAACUCUCUUGUACUGUGUGCAAUCCUGGUUGCCCUACUUAUACGAAGGAUGUCACAUGCUGGAAAGGGAGCAGUAAAGAUUCACCAGGAUGUUACCAGAACUCAGGGGAUUGAGCUACAAAAUGAGCUAAAAUAAGCUUUUUUUUUCCGAGUGCAGGAAGUGGAGAGGGUGGCCUCAGUGGUAUUGGUUUAAUAUUGUCACAUGUAUCAAAGUACAAUGACAAGCUCUUGUUUGCGUGCUAUCCAAUUAAGUCUGAUUAUACAUGAGUACAUUCAAGCCAUACAUACACGUGUACCGGCAUCAGUUUGUCCACAAAGAAAGCACUGGUUGAGGGUAUAUACUUACAAUAAUCCAGUGAUUUUUUAAAAAAAGUUAGGGUCAUGAAUUAUAAUCCCUUUCAGCUAUUGAAACAUUUAAAUCCGGUUCGUUCAUGGUAUCCAGUCCUGAUUUUCUCCAAUACCAACUGAGGUUGAAUUCCUCACAUUCCCCUGGGAGACUCAACUUGUAGCCCAAAUUGCAGUGAACUAUUUUAGAGACCGGGACAUUGCUAAUCUAAGACCACCACGAGUAGCCGUCUCGAUCAGAGGAAAUAACACACUCCCCUUCCCCCAACAGCCUCCUGCAGGUCAUCGUGAUGUCUCAGAGGGAAAAUCUGAAGACUGAUGAAAAUUUGGCUCUGAUGAAAGAUCUGGAGGAUCGGCUAAGGAACCAGAUCGACAAAUUGGAACACUUGCGACUUUCCAUCGCUGAGGCUGUAUCACCCAGCAGCGAGAUUGGGUUUGAUUUUAUCCAAGAGUCCAAUGAUGACCUAAAGCUGCUGAUCAUGGACCAUGGGGACUGGCUGGCAAGAAUGAACGAACGAAUGGAGACACUUCAGAUGAACACUGCAGUCUUUGUACAGAUGAACACAAAACCACGGAUUUGGAAUAAUAAGCAAUCCACCAAACGCUACAGCCGCUGGCCAAAGUUGACAAACACAGAUGACACCCGUUCAGAAAUGGGAUGGUCCCCAACAAGAACCCGCCGUAAUAGUGAUGCUGCAUCUGAGAUGUCGUGUGCUUGGUAAUAGCCCCAAAUCCUCAACUCACAUAUCCCCUUCUGUCUGCGAUCUGGAAGGGGCAUGGAUGAGGAAUUCAAGGCACCCAACACGUUCCUGCUCAUGCACUGACCGUUCCUCAUUUUCCAGAUUUAUUGUUCCAAAGGGUCUUUGUUUUGCACCAGGUUCAAUAGCGCAAGUAUCAAACUACAUUCCCAUUUUGUUUACGUUACAAUAAAAGUCAAUCAAGUUUCAUUCCCUGUCAGAUCACAGGUUCAAGCCUUAGCUUUGAGGUCCGAACCCUGAAUGGACUAACAUUCUUAGUCCCAUUAAGAAGAACUGUAGUGCGAUUGGAGGCACAGGUUUUCAGAGACAUUGAACCUGACUUCUCAGGUAGCUUCUUCUUCUUAUCGAGUCCACACACAAGAUUAAAAGUUGUUCAGCCAGAGCUGAACACACUUCUCGGCAUCUGCAUACAAUGGUGUCUGUCUUGCGCUUCUUGUGCUUGGUGGUGGAAAGAUUGGUGGAAACAGGGCUGUGCCGUGAACGCUCUUUCCUUGACCUCCUCAGGUAGCUAAAGAACUGGGGAAUUCUCUCUGGUGCUCGCCAAUAUUCAUCCCUCACUCAGUUGUAUUUAAAAAAAGAUAUACGGUCAUUAUCACAUUGCUCUUUAUGAUACUUGGUUAUUGAAAGACUAUUCCUUACUCAUCACCCAGGAAAUUGGUUAGAGGAACAAAGUGGUGGUGGCAAUGAUUGUAUUUAAUUUUUUUAAUGUAAAAAGGAUUAGCAAUGACAAGGCCUUUUUGAUAGCCUCUGGUGAACCACAAUGGUUUAUAGCCAAAGAACUACAUUUAAUGUACUUUUGUGAGAAUUAUGGCAUCCAAUUUUGAAGUAGCAAGCUAUCCCCCAAAGUACAAUGCAAUGAUCAAAUAGUGUCUAUUGGAUUUGAGGGAUAAAUAUUAGCGAGGACAGGGGGAAUAGCCAUUCUCCUUCCUGUUCAAAAUAAUGCCCUGGACUCUAACAUUUGCUUGGCAGUGUGGAUGGGGCCUGUGUUUAA
Leucoraja erinaceus (little skate) is the source of this 8541-nucleotide messenger RNA. RefSeq names its product zyg-11 related, cell cycle regulator (gene zer1). NCBI's taxonomy places the organism in Eukaryota, Metazoa, Chordata, Chondrichthyes, Rajiformes, Rajidae. The coding region runs from base 223 to 2538 and encodes 771 amino acids. The transcript has 19 exons. Gene Ontology annotation, cellular component: Cul2-RING ubiquitin ligase complex. The record is from RefSeq and is a predicted model, not a curated record. Gene Ontology annotation, molecular function: protein binding.